Molecule: messenger RNA, 816 nt
Organism: Sclerotinia borealis F-4128
Lineage: Eukaryota; Fungi; Ascomycota; Leotiomycetes; Helotiales; Sclerotiniaceae
Source: the annotation of a GenBank genome assembly
AUGCCACUCUAUUUUCGCCCCUCUCCCUUUGUAAUCCCACGGAUUCGACCACAGCGAUAUUCUUUCCAUAGCACUGCUAUCCAUAGAGAUGCUCCUCAGAAUCACUACGAGAUUUUACAAGUCGCCCCAGACGCUACACCAGCCGACAUCAAAAAAUCCUUCUACGCCCUCAGUAAACUCCACCACCCCGACCACAACCCCACCGACCCCUCGGCCUCAAAACGCUUUGUAAGAAUCUCCGAAGCAUGGACGAUCCUUGGAACUCCUGCCAAACGUCAAGCCUACGAUCGAGAACAUGGCGUCCAUGCUCAUUCUCAUUCUCACACCCACGGAACCGCGCAUCGCCACCCUCAAGGCUCAUAUUCAUCGAGUGGUCCCGCAGGUGGGAGACCAGCUAGUGGUCUCAGUCGACGACGGACACAAUUUCGAGGUCCGCCGCCUAGCUUUUAUAGAAGUGGAGGGUGGGGAGAGCAUAGUGCGAAGAGAAGGGCUGCGCAGGAUAAUGGUGCGCCAGGAGCAGAGGCUCCGCCGAAUACAGAAACGGGUGGUGGGAUGGGGACGGGCCAGAUGCCUUGGGGCCCAGAUGGAGAUGUGCCACAUUUUGAUAAAAGAGCACACACACAAACACAUGAUAAUGUGGAUAGAAGGAGGCGGCGUCGGAUGAGUGAACAUUUUAUUCCGGUGGAUCGGGAAAGGAGUAAUCUCGCAAACUUCGUCAUCCUCAGCGCGGUGCUAUCCUUGAGCGUCGCUAUACCAACGUAUGUUUAUGAGAGGGUGACAGAUAUGGCAAAACCAAAAAAGAGACCAGUCACAUAA